UGAAAAUAUCCGUCCACAUCCGUCAAACUGGCAUGUUCCACGUAAUGGGAGUGUGAUUUUAGAAGGACUAUUUUAGAGAAAAUAAUACCUUAAAGCGUAUCUAACUGUGAUGUAUUAUUAAAAAUACCUGAAGGGCAUUUUGUUAUCGGUUUAUGACGACAUAAGAUAGCAAUAAAAACCCAAGAUGAAGGUCUGGGCCUUAGUCCUGGUCGCGGCAUUUGUGAUUAUCGGCAUUUCUGCGGUAGACAAAAAUAAAUUUAAAACAUGCAGUCAGUCCGGCUUUUGUAAAAGGCUCCGCCCUUUCAAACCAGAAAAAUCUCAGUAUAGUUUGAAUUUGGACAGUAUUUUAGUUCACGGCAACGUUCUAUCCGCUGAGGUGGUUACCAUUGACGCUGCGGAUGAAAAGCGAACAGUUUUGUGGAAAUAUGCCUUCAAGUUAUCAGCGCUGGCCGAUGGCACGUUCCGUGUGGAGCUCGAUGAAGCGGAUCCUCUAUACCCAAGAUACAGGACGCAGCUGGCGUUGGAUGGGGAACCGAAGGCAGACGGAUUAAAACUGAUUUCGAAAGACGAUGGAAAAGUUAUUCUCGUCAACACGCAAGGGCAUAAAGUCAUCAUAACAUCCGAACCUUUGAAACUCGAAUUCUUGGACCAGAAUGGAGAAGUAGCGGUCGUUCUCAACGAGAACUCUCAGCUGCUCGUGGAGCCUCUAAGGGCGAGAAGGGAAAAGGUAGAGGACGAAGACGGUGAUGGGGCUAAUCAGUUGGAUGAUGAGGAAGGAACUUGGAGUGAGACCUUCCAGUCCCAUCACGACUCCAAACCUCGGGGCAACGAAGCAGUUUCGCUCGACGUUGUCUUCCCUGAUGCGGAUCACGUCUACGGUAUACCGGAGCACACGGACGGUUUGGCCCUGAAGACGACCACGUCCGGCGACCCGUACAGGCUGUACAACCUGGACGUCUUCGAAUACAUAUUGGACAGCAGGAUGGCGAUAUACGGCUCGGUCCCGGUUAUGUACGCACACGGCCCGAAACGGACCGUGGGCGUGUUCUGGCACAACUCCGCCGAGACCUGGAUCGAUGUGGUCAACUACGGGGAAGGGAACGUGGUCUCGUCGCUCGUCAACCUGGUCACCGGGGGACAGAAGAAACGCGUCGAUGCAAGGUUCCUGAGCGAGUCCGGCAUCGUGGACAUGUUCGUGCUGAUGGGCUCCACCCCCGGGGACGCGUUCCGGCAGUACACCGCGCUCACCGGGACCACGCCGCUGCCGCCAAAAUUCUCGCUGGGCUACCACCAGUGCCGCUGGAACUACAUGGACGAGGCGGACGUGCGCUCCGUCGACGAGAACUUUGACGUGCACGACAUCCCCAUGGACUCCAUCUGGCUGGACAUCGAGUACACCAACAAGAAGAUGUACUUCACGUGGGAUGUGGUCAAGUUUCCGCAUCCGGCGGAAAUGGUGGCCAACCUGACGGCCAAAGGAAGGAAGAUGGUUGUCAUCGUGGAUCCGCACAUCAAACGCGAACCUGGAUAUUUCUUACACGAGGACGCGACUGAAUUAGGGUACUACGUCAAGGACAGAGACGGCAAGGAUUAUGAGGGUUGGUGCUGGCCUGGCUCGUCGUCGUACCCGGACUUCUUCAACCCGGUGGUCAGCCGGUACUACUCGGACCGGUACAGGUUCGAGAACUUCCCCGGGACUAGCAAGGACGUCCACCUGUGGAACGAUAUGAACGAGCCCAGUGUCUUCAACGGUCCAGAGGUCACCAUGCCCAAGGACUGUCGCCACUACAAGCCGCCUCAGGAUGGUCUAGAGGGGCUGGCGGCUUACUGGGAGCAUAGGCACGUGCACAACGAAUACGGGCUGUGGAACCUGCGCGCCACCAACACGGGGCUGCUGGACCGCGCCGACGGCGUCUACAGACCCUUCCUGCUCACGAGGGCCGUGUUCGCAGGCACCCAGAGAUACUCUGCGGUAUGGACAGGUGACAAUACGGCGGAGUGGUCGUUCCUUGCGGCUUCCGUGCCGAUGUGCUUGUCACUGGCAAUAGCCGGGAACAGUUUCUGCGGUUCUGACGUCGGAGGAUUCUUCAAGUAUCCCGAAGCUGAGCUCAUGACGAGGUGGUACCAGGCGGCCGCGUUCCAGCCGUUCUUCCGGGCCCACUCGCACAUCGAGACCAAGCGGCGCGAGCCCUGGCUGUACCCGGCCGCCACCACCGCGCUCAUCCGGGACGCCAACCGCAAGAGAUACGCGCUGCUCGACUUCUGGUACACUCUGUUCUACGAGCACACGGUGGACGGGCUGCCGGUCAUGAGGCCCCUGUUCCAGCACUACCCCGACGAGCCGGCCACCUACCCCAUCGACGACCAGUACCUGCUCGGGGACGCGCUGCUGGUGAAGCCGGUGACGACGGCUGGGGCGAGCUCCGUGGAGGUAUACCUGCCCGGGGACGGCCCGUGGUACGACGUGGACACUUACGUGCCGCACAAAGGACCCCGCAUCACGCAGCCGGUCACCAUCUCCAAGAUCCCGGUGUACCAGCGCGGCGGAACCAUAGUGCCGCGCCGGGAGCGCGUGCGACGCUCCUCCGCGCUGAUGGCUGACGACCCCUUCACCCUGGUGGUCGCGCUCGACGCUAACAACUCUGCUCGCGGCUCUCUGUACAUCGACGACGGCGAAACCUACGAGUACAAGAACAAUAAGUACAUCUACGCCAAGAUCGAGUUCGGCCCCGACGAGAUGACGUACACGCUCGCGAGCGAGGGCGCCCAGUACCCGACCGGGGCGUGGCUGGAGCGCGUGGUGGUGGCCGGCAUCAGGGCGGCGCCGCGGAGUGCCCGGCUGCAGCAGGACGGGCGGCAGACGGCGCUGCAGAUGACGCUGCACAAGGGCAACGACGUGCUGGUGCUGAGGAAGCCGGCCGCUAGCAUGGCCAGACCCUGGACCAUCACCUUCGCCUACUGAUGCGACACUCGACGCUCUGAUAGUGUACGUGAUCUGCAUUCGUCGAUCGCCUCUUAGAUAGGAAUUAGCUCGAAAUUUGACUAUGUCAGAUAUAUUGACAUGUCAUAUGAAUUGACAUAUCCGAAUUUCUCUGUUCACAUACAUAUAAUAUUGGAUCCGCGUCUAUGGCUUCGUACUCUUUAUGUCACAAACACGUGACGAAUGAUUGGAAGAGAAAUUCAGAUUUUUUUUUAAUAAUAGGCAACCGGACAAUAAAUGUAAAUGAUUUUCGCCAGAUGAAAUUCGACUAUAAUGACAGACAACUCAAGGUCUAGCUUCGUUUGACAUCUUUCUCUUUAGCUUUCUUAAUAACGUUUAAACAUAGACACAUAGAUAGCAUCGGGGCUUGUUCGAUAACUCCUAGACGCGAACAAAAGAUUUGGUCGAGAAACAACCGAGAAAAUGUUAGCGCACCGUUGUGCGGGUUCUUAUUAGAUCAAAACCAAAGAUCAUUUAAAAAAAAAUCACUAAUUUAAUAAAUUAUUAUAAUAAUGAUCAAAUUUUUUAUUCGCUGUAUAAAAUUGAAUAGCACAACGUUUUCCUAACUUCAGACAAACCGGCAACUUCAACGCGUGAUGUCACAUGUGGUUAUUGAUUGUGUUAUGCGCACGAUCUAAGGUUAAGGGCUGUAUGAGCUUAGAUCCCCUUGCCUUUCCUAAUAAGGAGAAAUAGUACCAAAAAAAAGAUCUAUGGUUAGUUCGUGGAUUUUGGCCCCAAAUGACGUCACACGUAACGGAGUUGCGUUCGCGCGAUAUUGCUUAGGAUUUUGUACACCGAAAACUUACCGAUUGCCUAUUGUUACGGAGUAGCACAACCAUAAAUAUUAAUUUAUCGACAAAAGCGGAUGAUAAACACUAACAGAGUUGUCUAAUGUCUCUUAGAAAUGUGUAUUGUAAACUAAUUUUAUUGAUAUCAUACGAAUGACAGUGAUUGAUUGAAUUUAGUUAUAGAUCAAACGGUCAUCAGAUGUCUGUAUCGUUUACAUGAUAUUUUAAAACAAUUUUUAAUUUAAUAAAAAUUUAAAAUAAACCAAUGCAUUUA
This is a messenger RNA of Bombyx mori (domestic silkworm), 4042 nucleotides long. RefSeq names its product neutral alpha-glucosidase AB-like (gene GCS2alpha). Gene Ontology annotation, biological process: N-glycan processing; carbohydrate metabolic process. Gene Ontology annotation, molecular function: alpha-glucosidase activity; carbohydrate binding. NCBI's taxonomy places the organism in Eukaryota, Metazoa, Arthropoda, Insecta, Lepidoptera, Bombycidae. The record is from RefSeq and is a predicted model, not a curated record. Bases 185 to 2962 code for a protein of 925 amino acids. The transcript has 20 exons.